CUUGUGCGCACACGUUAUCGCCGAAGGUAUGUGCCACAUGCGGUUAUGAACGGUCGUGAACGGUGUAGAUGUUCAUCUCAGUCGUCCGACGAGUGCGUUCGCGUCGUGUUUUUUAAAUUAUACUGUUCUAUACGUACGUUGUUUUGAAGCGGUUUGGUUGGUUUUUUAUUGUGGGUGUCGGAGAACACUAUAAAUCCGACAGAUUUUCGCAAGCAUAAAAUUAAAAACCACUAUACGAUUGCCAAGCCGUGUGUUUUCUCUGACCGUAUGUGCGAACCGAAUGUGAGUUAUGAACUCCAGAGUUCGAAGAUGACUCGAUGACGCCAGAAUUUUCAGUUGGUGACCGUCGCCAUACACUGCACAGGACUUAUAAACUUGGAAGCCACCGAAAACAGGCCUUUUAGACCACAAUAAGAGCCCAAUCCGUUCAUAAUGAGCGUGCAAAAUCUUCGAAACAAGUUCAGUCAGAACAACGGAUCGGUUGCAUACAAUCCGCCCGGACUAAGUUACGCAAAACCCGAUUCGCCGUCGACGCUGAACAACAAUAACAACAAACACCAUCACCACCAAGUGUCGAAUUAUCAGAUGCAAAACGGUGGUGGUGGACGGUUCAAGACGAUUCGCGAAGAGCCGGAUGCACCAGAAGACUGUAGCAACAAGCCGGUGGCGACCAAGAACAACAGUUUUCUGCAGAGUUAUCUAGCGAAUGAGAUGACGAGGAACAACAAUGGUUCGACUGGCAAUGGAAAUAAGCCGAUAGCUGCGGUACAAGUACCGGUGCAUAAUCGGUUCGUCGCCUCUAGAUCGUCACCGGUGGCGGAUGUUGCGUCAAAAUUCAUGGUCAAAUCCCCUCAGGAAACCUGUAAAUCGAAAUUGUCGUUUGGUGAGGUAAAAUCGCCAAUGCAGUCUCCGGCCACUCCCGUGCAUACGCCCAAGACAAUCGGUGCAAAACCGAUGCUUCCGCCGCCGCUACCGGACAAUACUCCGCCCAGGAUUUCUGUCAAAUCUUCGACGGUUCUAAAUAGCAAUAUAAAUUCUGUACCAACCACCGAGGACAAAUGGAAGAGCAAAUACGACGAAACGGAAACAAAGCGAAAGAGUCUGUUGAUUCAGUCUCAAAAAUUGUUGAGAGAAAAGUCGGACAUGGAACGCCAAGUGGCGAAGCUGCGCACCAAUCUCGAACUGUCGAAUAAAGAUUUAUCGGAAAAGACUUUGCAACUUUCUCAGCUGAGGAAUCUUUCAGAAGCAAUGUACAAAGAAUAUGAUCAAUUAAAACAGCAAUAUGAACUCGAAACAACUACGCUGCAAAAGGCGAUGGAACGAGCUUCGCAGUGGUACAAACAAAACCGUGAGCUGAAAAGAAGGAGUUCGGCGUUAAUGCAAAAAGUCAUGUCAGUGGCGCCGUCCACGCUGGAUGACUUAGCAGACGACACGGAUGGUAAUGACAAUGAUACGGACAACAACGACACCGAAAUGGAAGAACUGAGGAAAACUGUCAAAGAGCUUACUCAAGAAGUGUCGAGACUACAAGCAGAAUUAAAUAAAAUUAAACUUCAAGAAUUUGAAGCCCAGGAGCAGACAGUAGACUUAACUUCUGAACUGGAGGAAGAACGCAGGGCGCGGAAACGUGCUGAACAAGAACUGAAAGAAUUAAAAAUGAAACACAACAAUUUGGAAUCAGUUAGCCGUAAAGUAGUUGAAGAGACAACUGUAUUACACCAACAAUAUAAGAGAGAAAAAGAAGAAGGCGUAAAGAUACGAAGUGAUGCAAACAAAGUAAAAUCCGAAAGAGAUGUACUUGCACGGCAAAGUCAAUUGUUGAUGAUGGAUGCUGCAUCGGACGAAAAAAUUAUGAAACUUUUGUUUGAGGUAGAACAAUUGCAAAGAACCCUAAGCCAAGAGAGGCAAGAGCAUACUGAACAGCUAAAAGACUUACACGAAAAGUUGGAAUCUCAAAGUGAAUCUGAACAAAUUGAAUUGUACGAAGAGAAGUUAAAGUUAAUCGAAGCGGAAUUAUUAUGUUCUCAGCAGAGAGCUGACAUUGCUGAAUCUCAGGUUGAAGAACUCGAGAAACAACUUCGAGAAACCAAAACUGUAACCGCAACGCCCCAAUGCGGACCUCCACCACCACCACCACCACCGCCAGCUCCACCGGCACCACCACCACCACCGCCACCGAUGGUAUUGCCGGGGACGAUCAGUGGUAUCAAGCUGAAAACAGUUAGCUCGUUGAACCAUAACUCUAAUGCCAUUGAAGAUUUAGGGAAUUACUUGGGAUUGCCACUGGCGACUCCCAAGGGCCCUCAAGUCCAGAACGGUGCCAUUGAUGCGAUAAUCAACCAGAUAAAAGGAGGUCGUUUCAGUCUAAAAGCCACGGACAAGGAGACUCCGGUCAAAAAACAAGAACCGCAACCAGUUGUCAACGAGAUGAUGAAUGUUCUAGGCACAUUGCGCCGAAAUCCCAAACGGAGAGCCAGUUUCAAAACAGCGCCGGCCGAUGUGGCCCUAUAAUAAUAAUAAAAAUAUAUUUACAGUCCUAACUGUCUGCGUGUCUCGCUUAAAAAAAUUAUCAUAACUAUAAAUAUAUAUAUAUAUAUAAUUCUUUUUGUUCCUCGAAUGUGUGUGUGUUUGUGUGUGCUCGAGUGUACUUGACAGACAUUUUCACUACUCAUUAAAAGAAAAAAAUUGUCAUUUUAUUGUAAAUAUAUAUAAUAUAUAAUAUGAUAUAUAUAUAAUAUAUAAUCCUGUAGCUACUACAUGUGUAUACAUAUAGUUAUUAGAAGCGACUCUUUAGCGUAAAAAUAAUAUAAUUUAAUGGUCGGAAACGACAGGACAUCUGUGAUUUUUACAUUUCUACUGAAUUUCUUAUUAAAUAUUAAAUACCGUGCAUAAUUUAAGGAAAUUUGUUUUUAAGAAUAAAAUAUUAUUACUAUUUAUUAAGAACCAUGAUCAAUUGUAUUUAACUGCAAGUGUGAAAAUUAUAGAUAUAUAGUUAUUGUUUUUUAAAUUUUAUUCUAAAAUAUUUUACCAUAAAAAUCAUUUUUAUUUAUCAUUUUUUUUCCAUG
Rhopalosiphum maidis (corn leaf aphid) is the source of this 3065-nucleotide messenger RNA. Its product is annotated as shootin-1. The transcript has 12 exons. Lineage: Eukaryota; Metazoa; Arthropoda; Insecta; Hemiptera; Aphididae. The record is from RefSeq and is a predicted model, not a curated record. The coding region runs from base 433 to 2511 and encodes 692 amino acids.